Molecule: messenger RNA, 1387 nt
Organism: Prunus dulcis (almond)
Lineage: Eukaryota; Viridiplantae; Streptophyta; Magnoliopsida; Rosales; Rosaceae
Exons: 8
Coding region: 41-1387 (448 amino acids)
Source: RefSeq, a predicted model, not a curated record
CUUCUUCUUCUUUUCAUUGUUCUUCAACUUCUUGGAUUGCAUGGGAGGCUUCUCUAACGUAACGAAGUUAUCUCUGAAUUCGAGAGUUGAGGAGGAGGAGGGAUCAAGGAGGGAGAGAAUGUCGAAUAUUGUUGAUAAUGGAAAUCAUCAAGGCGUAAGGACAAUAGCAGUGGCCGUAGACGAGGGCAUUGCCAGCCAAAAUGCUUUGAAAUGGGCUGUUAAUCAUCUUCUCUAUGGAUCUACCCGUCAUACUCCUAUCAAGCUUCUCCAUGUUAUUAACCCUUCUAAUUCCAAAAAUACCCCCCAUGCAACUGGGCAAGCUCAUGAAGCUCAAAACAUGGACUUCAUGCUUCCAUUUCGGUGCUAUUGUACUCGCAAACGAGUACAAUGUGAGACUGUUGUGCUGGAGGAUCAAGAUGUGGCCGAGGCAUUACUUGACUACAUCUCCCGCAAUGGCAUUGAGUUUAUUGUUCUUGGUGCUACCGCUACAUCCAGGAUUGGGUUUUCUAGGCGUCUGUUCAAGGCAUCUGAGUCUAUUCCAGGCAGAGUCCUAAAGUUGGCACCACAUUUCUGCUCUGUAUACACCAUCAAACAAGGUAGGGUAUGCGAAGGGCGCGAAGCCUCUCGUCCUCUACCAAACAUUCGAGCAGCUGAUGAGAGGGCAGAAGAAUCUAAUCACGUAGGCAGAGCUCCAAGCAACAGAGCAUAUGAUGAGGUCUCAUUGCCUGACAAUGACAUCUCGCUUGGAAGACCAAGUACUGAUAGCAUAUCUUUUUACCAAAAUUUUGGGUCUGCUGAUAUGAGCCGAGUUCUUUCAGAAUCCUCAAAUUACUUGGAGAGUAUUGCAAAACUAGAAUCAGAUUUCGGCAGUUUCGAUUUGAACAUUCCACAUGAACUGUCAUCAAAUGCCCAAGGAAUGCCAUUCCUGUCACAGAAAGUAUUGGAUGAAAUGGAAGAUGAGAUGAAAAGGCUUAGAGUGGAGCUGAAGCAAACGAUGGACAUGUACCAUGCAGCCUGCAAAGAAGCAGUGGCAGCAAAACAGAAGGCUAUUGAGCUGGAAGAGUGGAAAAUGAAAGAAGGGCAAAGACUAGAAGAGACACGACGUGCCCUAGAAGCAACUCUGGCAGCUAUGGAGAAGGAAAGAGCCAACUCUAAGGCAACAAUUUUGGCAGCUGAUGGCGGAGCAGCUGAGCAGUUUGCUGACAAAGAGUUGCAAAGGACCAUAAAUGCGGAUCAGAUCUUCAAAGCUCUAAGAGAGGCUAAUGAUGAAGAGAAGAAAAGGGUUUUGGAUGCUUUAGGCCAGUCUGAUAUAGUUUUCAAAUACCAAAGCUUAGUUCAUAUUUUAGUUGUUUUAUUUUUCUUUUCUUUGUACUAUUCACUAUUUUAG